AUGUCUUUAAAAAGGGAUGCCUCUGGAUCCGUGAGUUUAAUUGGCCACGCCAGAGUAAAGACGAUUAAAAAAGAACCGGCUAACAACAAAUCAACGCCCAAUAGCAUUGAGCCGACAAUUUCACCGGUGGAAUACACCGUAGAAAAGAUCAUUGGAAAGCGCUUUUGGAAUGGGCGCCCACAGCUACUGAUCAAGUGGUUUGGUUAUCCUGAGGAGGAGAGCACUUGGGAGCCCCAAGAAAAUAUGGGCAAUUGCAUUGAACUUCUCACGGAUUUUGAGGCGGAAUUGCAUAAAAAACAAAUGAAGCAGGAGGCAAUAAUCAAAACCGAGCGCCUUGAAGCUUCAUCGGCAUCGCACAAAGAAACCCAUUAA
Molecule: messenger RNA, 372 nt
Organism: Drosophila willistoni
Lineage: Eukaryota; Metazoa; Arthropoda; Insecta; Diptera; Drosophilidae
Product: heterochromatin protein 1
Exons: 1
Coding region: 1-372 (123 amino acids)
Biological process (GO): chromatin organization; negative regulation of transcription by RNA polymerase II
Cellular component (GO): pericentric heterochromatin
Molecular function (GO): chromatin binding
Source: RefSeq, a predicted model, not a curated record